This is a messenger RNA of Protopolystoma xenopodis, 429 nucleotides long. The record is from the annotation of a GenBank genome assembly. Lineage: Eukaryota; Metazoa; Platyhelminthes; Monogenea; Polystomatidea; Polystomatidae.
GACUUUGAAUACAUCGCCAACCUGUCCACAUACUCCCUCUUUGACCAGCUUGGCCCUUCUGCCAACUGGUCGACUAUCGUCGACGUGGCUGUGGUUGUCAGUGGACAGGAGAGCCUGAUCCGGUUUCAGGACUUGCUCAAAAGCAUUCUCGUCACUCGCCGAUUGUCACUAAACCGUCUUGGCAACGCUUCCGUGCAGGAACAACCAACACGCCCGAAGACAUGGCACCUCCGCCUACACCUUCUGGCCGAUGAGGAGGCGAUAAUUCGUUUGCCUGUCCUCUUGGCAACCUGGCAGGUGCCUCAGUUGUCGGUGCAUUUCUACCCUCUUCUCGAGGCCGAGGUAAGUCUGACCUCCGACAACCAGGCCGACAGUAUUCGGUGUCAAGUCUUUCAUAUUGUUGCCUUGGCGACCAGAGGAUCGCAUUAA